ACUAUAGCGACCCAUAUUUGUUCAAUAUUCGAACCAACUCUUUCAAAUCUUGGUUGGUUUCUAUAAUAUUCGAGAUUAUUUCAUCAAGUAGUUUAAAAUGGUGAUUCUGCUAGUAAAAAGAGGUGAUGAAAAUCAAUUUCUGUACGAAACUAAUGUUGAUAAGCAAGUUGAUGAUGUUGUAAAGGAUGUGGUAGCGAUCUUCAAUGGAAGACUCAAAGUGACAAGAAUUUGUUAUGAAUUGGACGAAUUGAAGGACCAUGGCACCUUCUUGCCGUUGGAAAUGCAGGGGUUGAAUGAUGAUCAGAUCAAAGAACUAAAACUCGAAGACCCCUGGGCUAAGCGCUGUGCCCCAAUGAAUUACGUGGAGAACAAGGACGAGAUGGGUCGCCGUUGUGGACUGGCUCCACCGCCGAACAUGCAAGAGGUGCUGAAGAAGGCUGCCGAGACUGCUAAAGCCAUCAUUGAUAAGAAACAUGUAGACCUCCGUGAAUACGUAACACAAAAAGAUGUAGCCAGAGCAUUAGACGAGUUGAGGGGAGCUACCAAAAUAGUCUUCCCUGGCGGUCUACCUCCUCACGACCCUGUUCGAAUGGAGCUGGACAAUGUUGAAGAUCUGAGCGGAACUCAAGCUGCGAAUGAAGUGAUUGAUCCAGCCAAGGCUUGCCUGUGGGCUUGUGGGAAGAAGUUUCUCAGUGGAAACAAGCUGAGUGAUCAUUUGGGCAAGAACGACAAAUGCAAGGUGACAGUGAAGCUGUGUUGUUCUUCAGAAAGCGCUCCAGGUCGCGAGCCAAUCAUGACUGAGGAUGAGAGGAAACAAUUGAUGCUCCAUGCAUAUCGCAAGCAAGAAGAAUGGAAGAAGUUGGAGCAGGAUGAUAACGAUCAUUACUUGAACUCCAAAUGGGCUGAUGGGCAUAAUCUGAAGAGGCAAUUCCAUGGGCUAAACAAUAUCUCUUGGAAACCGGUCAUUAAGAAGUGAACUCGAUUUUAUCGCACUCGAUUAAUUGUAGUGGUAUUUUGUGAGUUUGCGUGCCUGCCCCAUUAUAUUCAUUCACGCUUUCUAUACAAAUACAGAGGUAAUACAGAGGUAUUCAUUUAUCUCUUUCUACUCACUUUUUUAUGAUGAUUGAAAGGAUUUGUCAGUAACGUAGCUUUGUAUUUCUUUCUAAUGCUAUAGCUGCUGUUAGCCAUAGCUGAAAUUGAAGUAUGAUAAGAAUACUAUUAAUGUGAUUGUUAUUUACGAUUCCAUGUGGAUUGAUAUACAGAAUCUGAAGAGUUUGUUUCCUUGAAUGUUGGUUAUUAAGAAGUGAACAAUAAUAUCUAUUACUAUUCUACUAUACAUUUCAUGCUGUAUAGUGCCGAUACCAUUGUUAUAUUUUUUUUGCACGGUUCAAGAGACUGGAGCUCUUCACAGUCUUGUAACUUCUCUCUUUCUUUCUCUUAUUUAAAAUGAAUAGGAAAUCUACUAUGUCACUUUAUAAAGUCAACCAUAUGUUGAUUUGCCCUGCAUGGAACUAUAUUGUGGGUGGUGAUAAAGUAGAAUUUGUAAUGAUUUUGUACAAGUAGAUGAGAUCUUGACUGUACAUCUUCUGUAAACUGCUGCAGUAGAUUUAAUACAGUAGAAAAUUAUGGAUUCAUGUUCUAUCUUGUCAUACUUAUUAGUAUUAAUUAUACUUAUACUUAA
Messenger RNA from Plodia interpunctella (Indianmeal moth), 1681 nucleotides. RefSeq lists its product as uncharacterized. The record is from RefSeq and is a predicted model, not a curated record. Bases 98 to 976 code for a protein of 292 amino acids. The transcript has 4 exons. Gene Ontology annotation, biological process: regulation of cilium movement. NCBI's taxonomy places the organism in Eukaryota, Metazoa, Arthropoda, Insecta, Lepidoptera, Pyralidae.